UUCUUUUUUGACAUGUAUCCUCAUCAAAGUUCUUAUCUUGUCCAGGGUUGUGGCUAAGUCAAGCCUGUUAAGAUAAGAAAAAAACCAUGGCUUUGGCCAUUGCUACGUUCCUCUUCAUUACUCUUCUUUCAACAACAGAAGCUUCAGCUUUUGAUUCAUGUGCAUCUAGUAGUAAUAAUGAAGAACUUUCAGUCAUUCCCAUUUAUGGAAAAUGUUCACCCUUCAACACGCCAAAACCUACUUCUUGGGAAAACACUGUUAUCAACAUGGCCUCAAAAGAUCCACAAAGGCUUUCUUACUUGUCCAGUUUAGUGGCCCAAAAGCCCAAUUCAGCCCCUAUUGCUUCGGGCCAACAAGCGUUCAACAUUGGUAACUAUGUUGUUCGGGCCAAGAUUGGUACCCCGGGCCAGCUCAUGUUUAUGGUCUUGGAUACCAGUAGUGACACUGCAUGGGUGCCAUGCAGUGGCUGCACUGGCUGCUCCUCUACCAUGUUUGCCCCAAACACGUCCUCGACCUAUGGGUCGAUGGAUUGCUCCGUACCCGCAUGUACACAGGUCCGUGGGCAAUCUUGCCCAACCGGUGCACCGGGUGCGUGCUUCUUUAACCAAUCCUAUGGUGGAGCCUCAUCAUUCUAUGCCACGUUGUCUCGCGAUGUUCUUAGACUGGGCACUGAUGUUAUACCGAAUUAUUCCUUUGGAUGCAUCAGUGCUGUGUCUGGGAGCUCAAUCCCGCCUCAAGGGUUAUUGGGCCUGGGGCGGGGCUCCAUGUCACUACUCUCGCAAUCCGCCUCACUCUACUCCGGUGUAUUCUCGUACUGUUUGCCGAGUUUCAAAUCCUAUUAUUUCUCUGGAUCACUCAAACUCGGUCCAUUAGGCCAACCCAAGGGCAUUAGAACCACCCCACUUCUUAAGAACCCACACCGACCAUCUCUGUACUACGUGAACUUGACCGGUAUAAGUGUAGGACGUGUCCUAGUUCCGAUAGCUCCUGAACUCCUAGCCUUUGACCCGAAUACUGGUGCAGGCACCAUAAUUGACUCGGGUACAGUCAUUACCCGAUUUGUCCAGCCAAUUUACAAUGCAAUCAGGGAUGAGUUUAGGAACCAAGUGAAAGGCCCAUUUAGCUCCUUGGGUGCAUUUGACACAUGCUUUGCAUCCACAAUUGAAGCAGUGGCACCACCCAUUACAUUGCACUUCACAGGGAUGGAUUUAGUUCUGCCAAUGGAGAACAGUUUGAUCCACAGUAGUGCAAGUCCUUUGGCAUGUUUGGCAAUGGCAGCAGCACCAACCAAUGUGAACUCUGUAUUGAAUGUUAUAGCCAAUUUGCAGCAGCAGAACCUAAGGAUUUUGUUUGACACUGCUAAUUCUCGUUUGGGAAUUGCUCGUGAACUUUGUAACUAGAUUCGAGUCCUUCCCUCUUACCCGCCCUCAACGAAAAGGAAUGUUACCGUUUGUCAAGUUCAAUUCAACUUGUAUUGUGUUUUUCUAUAUUAAAGCACUUCAUCAAAUGUGAAUUGAUUUUUAUAUUUUCAUUA
Molecule: messenger RNA, 1534 nt
Organism: Lycium barbarum (goji berry)
Lineage: Eukaryota; Viridiplantae; Streptophyta; Magnoliopsida; Solanales; Solanaceae
Product: aspartyl protease AED3-like
Exons: 1
Coding region: 87-1400 (437 amino acids)
Biological process (GO): proteolysis
Molecular function (GO): aspartic-type endopeptidase activity
Source: RefSeq, a predicted model, not a curated record